AUGUUUGAUGAGGAGGUGCUUCGGAGCAUUAUGAUGACUUGCAUCAUCUUCCAUUACAUAAUUGUGGAGGAUGAGUAUGAUUAUAAUGCUCAAGAGAUGUUCGAACCCGAUCCCAUGAACACGGCGCAUACAAGAUUUUAUGAACGGCUCUUGGGAGCAAAUGGACAACCACUAGAGCAUGAACUGUUGAUUAGGGAUGAUCGAUACAACAACCCCAUGAUUGAUUGUUAUCAGGAAAUGCAAUCUUCACAUGUUCACGAGAGACAUCAAGUUGACUUGAUCAAGCACUUAUAG
Prunus armeniaca (apricot) is the source of this 294-nucleotide messenger RNA. NCBI's taxonomy places the organism in Eukaryota, Viridiplantae, Streptophyta, Magnoliopsida, Rosales, Rosaceae. The record is from the annotation of a GenBank genome assembly.